CAGAAGAAGAGGUAGUGUCUAGCUCUCUCCGAAGCCUGCUUUGCCAUGUGCCCGGGACUGUAAGGCUGCUGGAAUUCUCUCGCUUGAGGAAUUGUGAUUGGUUUUAACUGUAAGAAGUACACACUGGAAGAGUGUUAUAUUGUUAUAGUGAUACAGAUUUCGAUACUCGGUGAAUGGGUGUUUUGAAGUGAUGGUUUGAAAUUAACUCGUGACACGUUUUUGAUUAUUCUUGAGUGAAGUGAGUUUUGUGUGCCUUUGAUUAAUAGUACUACUACUAUACAGAUAGUCCAAACUGAUUAUUAAAGAUUGUUUUACAACGAUUUACCGGCAUAUUUACGAAGAUUAAACUUGUCGAAAAAGAAAACCAACUCAAAUAUGUAAAUUACCUCUCUUGUGUGCAAGAUUGAAGCUUUUACCGCCCUCCAUCAUGCGGGUGGGAAAUUCGCGGGCUUGGGUGUUGGUGGUGCUGAGUGUGAUUUUGGGUGGUGAUAGUGUAUGGUGCAGGAAGAGUAGAGUGUGGCGAGAUGACGAUGGUGCCUUCAGGGACGUUGUUAUUGCUAUACAUCCAUCGUUCGUGCCGACCAACUGCACGAAGUUCUUUCAGAAUUUAAAGGAGGCCCUGGGGUCAUUUUCAAGUCAGCUGUGGCGUGCUACCCACGGCCACGUCCACAUGGGGGAUGUUGGUGUUGUCGUUCCGACGGGGCUGUCUCAGGCGUGUUCUCUCAGCCCGGCCAGGAAAGCCACCUGGGAGAAGUGGACGACUGCCGACUUCUUGGUGACGCAUGGAGGGUCAACUCCCGAGUGGGCAUGGGGCCCAGAGGGCAGCAUAGGCGUGAGCGUGUCCCAACCUGAAGGAUGUGGGCGUCCUGGCCAGUAUAUUUCCCUGGAUCCUGAUGUCCUUGUGGACUUGGAUUCGAAGGAGAUGGAAACCUUAGGUCGAUCUCUACUCGGAUCUUGGGCGAGGUACCGAUGGGGAGUGUUCGAGGAAAGGGGUUAUACUGCACAUCCAAAAUACCCAGCAAUCCACACCAUCGACGACGCCCCUGUGCCGACGACCUGCACCACGGCGCCCACAAAGGGCCACUGGGAGCCAAAGAAAGGGUCAAGUGAAUGCAAUGCAACAGAAGAACUGAAGGACUGUCACUGGAUACCAGACAAGUUGUCACACGUUAAUACAUCUAUAAUGUAUAGAGUUAACCUUCCUGAGAUGUGGGGGUUUUGCGACUCAAGCAAUCACGACCCAGAUGCUCCCACUCCUCACAAUCUUCUGUGUGGGGCUGACAGCAUUUGGGACGUCAUGAAUAGACACAGUGACUUUUCAACCAAAGUUAAUCAUAGGAAAGAAAAAGCCCACACAACCGUCUUUGAAACUGUAAAUAUCACAAAAGUACAACCCACCAAUACCAGUUACAUUAACAGAAGUGAUGAAGAUACAAAUGCCACGAGUGUCGAGUAUAUUGAUAUGGAAAACAACUCGUCAUCAACUGUUGUCAACGAAACUGUGGUUUUGGAGAUAGUAAAUGCAACAGACACUUUGUUCCUUGAGGAUGUGAGGACUCAUCUUUCUCUAAAUGAGUCAUUCAUCUCUGAAACAAACAGUUCAUCUUCAGCAGAGGAUGAACACUUCGCUCCAGUGAUUCAGAAGCAGAGAAGAAAAAGAAGCAACACAAAGAUGAUGGAUAGAUCUUCCGCUCCUCUUCGACCCAGUUUAGUCACUGCCCAUAUUGCCACUUCUGCGUCCCCUCCUUUAAGUCAUAAUUUCAAACAAGAAAUUGUUAAUUCAGAAACUAUUGAGGAGUUGCUGUCCUAUCCUGUGUUUGAAGGAAGAUUUGGAGAUGGGCCACAUGAUCUGUAUUUUACAAGGAACCACACACCGACCGUCCCACCACCGUCACCUCCAGAACUUAUAUUCUUGUCUCCACCAUCAAAGGCUGUUGUGCUUGCACUUGAUCUUUCAGAUCAUGCGGUUAAACAGGUUAAUAUGGAUGACCUUCGAGGAGGAAUUCUGCGAUGGUUGUGGGGACUUGGAAAGGACGUUAAAGUUGGAGUUGUUGCAGCUUACAAUAAUGCCUCAUAUCCAUUAACUCUUGGGCCAAUUUUGCCAGCCCCGACAACAGCUGCAGAACUUGAAGACAAACUUACGCUCCUUCCAUCAGCUGAUGAAGUAGAGGAUGGUGUAUAUGGUGGGAAAUAUUGCCUCGAAUGCGUAUUAACUGAGGCUGCCAAGAUGCUUGAAGGAGGAGGUGUGGAGGCUGGAGCAGGAGUUGUUCUUCUUGCAGCCUGCUCACCAUUAGUACCACCACGAGCUAUCAGUAUUGUUGAAGAAGCCAAUUUAUUUAUUCACACAUUAGCCCUGUGUCCAGACGCUAAUCCUGUGUUUGACCAGCUCGCUCAAUCAGGAGGUUCCUGGGUUUUGCCUGGGUUGUCUGUCAAACCUUCAGAUCCUGAAAAGGAAAAUGAAAAUGAGCACAAAGCUGCAUUAAGCCUUACUGCUGCAACAAAUACAGCCAUGGCAGUACCAGGAAGUCCAACAUUAGUCAGGGUGGUGAGCUCUGUUAUUCAAGUCACUCGGAGGAAAGUUGAAAGUGAAGGUCCUUACAGCACAUUAACAAGUCAGUUAAGCCUUUCAGGAUCAGGUCAGCAGCUCAUAGUUAUAACAACACAGUACCAAGCGAAGGUGAUAAAAGUUGUGGAUCUUUCCGGAAAUGAAGUUGAUGUCAUUCGGGAUACAAAUCAGCGAUUUUGGGCCAUAAUUGAUAAACGUGUGGGAACACUGACAUACACACUCAAGUUCUUGUCUAGUUCCAUUGUGUACCCAUUUUCUGUGGAUGUCUAUGAGAGGAAGAGAAAUAACGCUGGUGUUGAAAUUGAGCUCUAUACAAAUAAUGAUAAGCAUGUUCCCCUAGAGCCUGGCUCACAGCCUUUGGUUGUUUGGGCUAAAGUGAUUCGGGAUGGCCAGCCUGUAGUGGGAGCUAAGGUUAUGCUGACAGUAAGUCACUUGAGUCACGAAGGAUCAACUGAUAUGACACUUCAGCUUCUAGAUAAUGGAAAUGCAGAACCUGAUGUAAGAAACCAUGAUGGCAUUUAUACAAGGUAUGUCACAUGGCUGCCUGGAGAGGGUAGAUACGCUCUUAGUGCAUCAGCCACAGAUAACCAAGGAGCAGCAUCAGUGUUGGCACCAAGGAGACGAGAUGGCCGUGUAGUACCUGUGAGCGCUGGUCAGUUUGAUGUCACAAGUGCUGUCGUCUCGGUUAGUGUGUUGCGGGUAACAUCCGAAGAUUUAACACCUCCAUCACGUAUCACAGACUUGAAAGUCACAUUUGUACAUGACACCACCGUUAAUCUUACUUGGUCAGCACCUGGUGGUGAUCUUGAUCAAGGAUCAGCAUGGCUGUAUGAGCUUAAAAUGUACACUGAGAGGAGUGCGUUAAGUGAAGAAAAGUUCAACACCUCAACUAUUUCUGUUUACUGUAUCACUGAUGAUCUAAGAGCUCCAACAAAGACACCAUCCAUUUAUGGGACACCCCAAUACUGUUUGACUGAACUUCCAUUUACUAAUCUUAGAUGGUAUUUUGCUAUUCGUGCUGUUGAUUCUGCAAACAACACUGCAAAAAUUUCUAAUGUGGUCACAGCAUUUGUUCCGGAUCCACCAACGAAUCCACCCCCUACAUCAACUGUGAGUGAGCCACCUUCAAAUAUACAAACAGUCAUGAUGUCAACUAUAACCUCAGCAAAUCCAAGGAAUGCCCAGAAAGUUGGAAAUGAAACAGAGGCUGACCAGUCAAAGAGUGCAGGUUAUGACUGGAGAGUUUGGGUAGCAGUGGGAGUUGGCAUUGGUGGAAUCAUAUUAGCUGCAAUAGUUGUUGUAAUAUGCAUUUGCUGCUGUAAGAGAAGUCAGCAGAAUGAUGAGAAAGACCCUGAUCGACCAAUAUACAAGAUUUAUGUCAAUAAUGCAUAUAUACAAGAAGAGGAUGGUGAAAUCAAAGUAGUCAGCAAUGGAAAGCUAAUGGAUGAUAAGGAACCAAGCCAGGUACAGGAGUGGGUUAAUUCCUUAUCAAAGUUUGGUUCAAAUGAAUUUGGAGGAGAUAAUGGAGAUGCAAAUGCGGCAACCACAGAGGCACCCUUGGUUGAGUGUAGACCUAGAGCCUCCAUGAAGUAUUCCAGUCCAGUUCGGUUUGGUGUUUUAACCAAUGGAUCAAUCAUGAGGGAAACUUGUGCAAGUUCGUCAUCCACAUCAUCAUCUAAACCAUCAGAUGAUCCAGCAAAUGAAGAUUUCAAGUAUCGUGAUUUGUCAGAAACUACCAGUAACUCAACUACAGAUGGUGGAGCUUCUGCAUCAUCUGCAGAAGUACCACCACCUGCCCCUAUCAUUGAUAACACAACUUCAGUCACCCUAAAACCUAAUGGUUCAGCAUUACCACCUCCUCCACCUCCUUCACAGUUCCAUCAGCAACCCUUGGGAAUCCCAGGACCUACAGUCAUAUCUAUUCAUCCAGGCCACAAUACCACUGCCAAUGGAUACAGCAGUGAUGAAGAGGGAGGGUUUAGACCAAGAACUGUUCCAGGCCCUGGACCACGGAGGUAUCUUCCAACACAUUUUUCUUCGUUUAGAUAUUUACCACCACCACCAGAAUACAGAUCAACAGCAGGAGUCGCCACUGCUACUGGGUCUAUAGACUAUCCACAUCAUACUAUUUCACGUGCAACUGCAACGCUUCCCCACGGGACAGUACGUAGUGUCAAAAAAAGACGUCAUAUAUCUUUUGUAUAAAGUCAUUCCAGUCUUUGUAUAAGAAAAUGCUCAGUUUAAACUAUAAAACUUAGCUUAAUAAUAUUUAUUGACAAAGCUUUAAUAUUUCACUUGCACAAUGAUAAAACAUUUGAAGGCAGUGCUGUACUUUAUAGAUUGUGAUGACGUUUGAUGCUUUAAUGGUACAGUUUGCCUUAAUAUGUGUGGUGAAAAUAUUUUUAUGCAUCUAUGGAAGUGAUGAAGAGUGGUGCAUGUUGCCAAUAUUUUUUACCAUUAUGUACUUCUUUUACAUCACCUCUGUUAGGAUGUGCACUAUCUUUGAUAGAUAUGUCAAACAUAACUGUAUAUACAGUGGUGUAUAUGCAGGGCAGGUCUUACUUAAUGAAAAGUAUUACUUGUGAUUUGUGAUACAUGUAUAAAGAGUACAGUAAAGUAGUGAUAGAGUUUUGUGAUGUAAAAUGCAGAAGACUGUUGUUAAUCAUUCAAGUUACUGUAGAUACAGAAAUUUUUGUAAAGAAUUGGUUUUUGCAUGAUUUUAUUAGAAACCCUGGUAGCAAAAACAUAUGCCCCCAGUAUUGUUCCCUUCAUUGAAUUCUCUUCAUUGAACAUCAUAAAUGCAAAAAGUGAAUCACAAAGCCUAAGAAAUUCUAAGAUAAAAAAAGUACACUGACUUAAAAACAUUGUGAGUACAUAAGCUUAAUUCAUUCAUUCCUAUUUUGACACUACUCUUUGAGUAUACAGUAACACUGUUGAAAUGCUGAUAAUAAGCAGUCAAGCUUAUAACAGUAGAUUUUAACAAAAAUGCACCUCCAAGGCAAUUUUCAUGCAGUGAAAACCAAUUUUUAUGUCUCUCUAAACAAUUGUACAAUGCUUUCCCAUUAACUAUACAGUUUUGUCUUGUAAAAUUGUAAUAUUUCUGUGAUCACUUUUACCAAAGAGCAACAACUAUACUGCUUACUGUUCUUGCAAUUUUUCUUUCUGCAUACCAUAUAGUAAAUCACAUUUUUCAAAUAAAACCAGUCUCUAGAAAUCAUCUGGAUCUACAGUGCUAUUCUAAUGUUUUGUACAUGUAUACUGUGUGCAACUAAGGAAUUGAAGUUAGAACAUCAGAUCUCCAUUACAGCUAUAAGAAUUUAGUCUGACAUAAGUAAAUUACAUAUAAACUUAACCACUACUGUACAAUAUAGCAAUACUUCCUUUUCUAUUAAUGUAUAUACUGUAAUUGAACAACUCACUUUUCAUGUGUGUAUGUAUGAUUUAAGCUGUUCCUCUAAUGGAAAUUUAUCCUAAUCUUGCCAAAGAUGUUAUAGGCUGACAUUUUUGUGACACUUAGGCUCAGAAACAUUCAUUAUUAAUGUUGAAACUAAGUCACUUAAUGAAUCUUUGUUAGCUCUUGUAAAAAUAUGUAUAUAUGUGUAUAAA
Messenger RNA from Macrobrachium nipponense, 6172 nucleotides. RefSeq lists its product as uncharacterized. NCBI's taxonomy places the organism in Eukaryota, Metazoa, Arthropoda, Malacostraca, Decapoda, Palaemonidae. The coding region runs from base 428 to 4771 and encodes 1447 amino acids. Gene Ontology annotation, molecular function: protein binding. The record is from RefSeq and is a predicted model, not a curated record. The transcript has 16 exons.